Messenger RNA from Cercospora beticola, 747 nucleotides. RefSeq lists its product as uncharacterized. The record is from RefSeq and is a predicted model, not a curated record. Lineage: Eukaryota; Fungi; Ascomycota; Dothideomycetes; Mycosphaerellales; Mycosphaerellaceae. Gene Ontology annotation, molecular function: zinc ion binding.
UUCACUAACCAACAUCUCGCCAAUAUGCUUGCACUUACCAUCUCGGCCGAACUGGAAGGCGUCACCGACCUCGGUCCAGAAGACACCGAGACGAAUCCGUUCUACUACACGUUCAAGGUCCAAUGUACAUCAUGUCGCGAGAUACACCCCAAUUGGGUGUCUAUCAGCCGAUUCGAGCAAAAUGAGCAAUCUGGAAGUAGAGGCGAGGCGAAUUUCGUCUGGAAAUGCAAGAACUGCAAGAGGGAGCAUUCAGCCAAUAUAGUCGAUUCGCCCUCUACGUAUCCGCAACAAAGUCCGCCCAAGCCCAAGAACAUCAUUACCAUGGAUUGCAGAGGCCUCGAAUUUGUCGAGUUCAAGGCAGACGGCGAAUGGAAAGCAACAGGUGCCGAAAGCGGUACCAAAUUUGCAGCCAUCGACCUGACAGAAGGAGAAUGGUUUGAUUACGACGAGAAGGCUGGCGAGGAGGUCAGCAUCAAGGACAUCAAAUUCGACAUCAAACGAGCAUAGAGUGCAAUCAUCCCUGAAUGGUGAACAGUUCGGUCACAUACCAUGUCUCAGCAGGAUUCUUGGCAGCCAGUUGUGGCGCAACUCUACUCGUGGCGUCAAGCUUGCUACAGCUGCAAGCUGCAGCUCCGGUAUCAGCUAUGGAUGAGAGAUCAGAUUUGUGCUCACAUGAUCAUGUACACGUUGAAGCACCAAAAUGUUAGAGGUUGGCAACACACACCGGAAAGAUCGUAGAUCGAGCAU